AUGUCCUUCUUAGCAGAGAAACACGCUAACUACUUCCGGCUAUGCCUGAAGUCAAUGCCUGCCAAGGCGCAAUCUGAAGAUUCCAAUAAGUUAGCACUCAUUUAUUUUACUGUACACGGUCUCGCUUUGUUGGGCCGGUUGGAACAGGAGAUAGACAGAGAGGCAGCUGUCGCAGAUAUCUAUGCCUACUUGAUCCCGAGCUAUGACGGGGAAAUUUCAGGAUUUAGGUCAAGUCAGACUUUUGCAUUGGACGAGAAGAACGCUGACUAUGAUCUUCCCAAUUUGCUGGCUACGUUCUUUGCGCUAGCGACGUUGUUGGCCUUUGAGGAGGACUUCUCGAAGAAGCUCGACAGAGACAGAAUAAUGAGGUUUGUCAGCCGAUGUCAGAUAAAAGAAGGGGAGAACAAGGGGUCCUUCAGACCCGUCAUUGAUCCUGAAGGUCAGCCUUGGGGGGAGUCGGAUCUUCGUUUAUGCUACAUUGCAGCUGGUAUCAGGAAGAUGCUAGGAUACGACAAGCUUGCAAACAGGCCAUUUGACAUUGACGUGUCAAGUUUGGAGGCUUUCAUUUUGGACAAGGUCAACUUCAAUGGCGGCCUUUCAUCGUCUUCACACACCGAGUCCCAUUCAGGUCUCACCUUCUGUGGCAUUGCAGCGCUUAGGCUCCUUGGAACCGACCUUUUGGCACCCAAGCACUCUGAGUGGGUCGAGCUCACAAAACAAUGGCUAGUCCAUAGACAAGUCGACUAUCCUGCGGGUCUCUACAAAGGUACAUCCUAUGAAUAUUACCAAGAAUGCGACAUCGGAGGGUUCAAUGGCAGAGAAAACAAAUUUGCAGACACCUGCUACCUGUGGUGGGUGGUUGGGCUGCUUAAUCUUUUAAGUGAAGACGGAGUUGGGUUGAUAAAUGACCAAGGUCUUCUUGACUACUUGCUUGACAGGACCCAGCAUAAGCUUAUAGGCGGCUUUGCCAAGGACACUGAGGCUUUCCCAGAUCCGUUCCAUUCAUUCCUUGCUGUCUGCAGUGUUUCUCUCCUUAAGCAUUCCUUGCAUCUUUCUAUCGAGGGAAGCGACGUUUUGGAACCGGUUGACGGAGAAUUGCAAACACCUCCAGCACCGAAAGCUUCGCUUGAAGCCAAGGUGCCCACCACUACUAUCCACCUUAUUUCCGGGGGUACCGCUGGUUUAAUAUCCGCCUUCACUCUCCAGCCAUUGGAUUUAUUGAAGACAAGGUUGCAACAACAGAGACGCAGCAACACGGGAUUUCAGACGUCUAUCAGCAAAGAACUCAAAAAAUUAGCCAACAUCAAAGACUUGUGGCGAGGCGCAUUGCCAUCCACUUUACGUACAUCCGUGGGCGCUGGGCUCUACUUCACGAUACUUUCACAAACUAGAACGUACUUGGCGAGCUUGAAGCAGGUCAGUGAAAAGUCGUCGUCCAGUGUUUUACCCAAACUCUCACAUGCGGAAAACUUGGCCACGGGGUUUGUCGUUAGAGCGGCCGUGGGCAUCAUCACCAUGCCGAUCACAAUCAUAAAAACCAGAUUCGAGUCCAAUUUGUACAAUUACAAUUCUAUGUAUGAGGGAUUCGAGGGCAUUUACAACGAAGGGGAGGGCCCCAAGGGCUCUUUCAGAAACUUUUUCAAAGGUACGGCAGCCACGCUAGCUCGAGACUGUCCUUACGCAGGGCUUUAUGUUCUCUUUUACGAGAGCUUUAAAAACGAUGUCAUGCCUCAGCUCAUUGUCCCUUUCAAAGCUAGCAUUCCAGACAAUUACGUUGCCAGUGUGACGAACUCUCUGUCGGCGGUAUUAGCUGCACUGGUGGCUACGAGUAUCACCGCACCAUUCGAUGCAGUAAAGACAAGACUACAGCUUAUCGUCAGUGUUGGUAAGCCGCCCACGAUUUGGGCAGCCACUAGGCAGAUUGUGCUGGAACCUGGUGGAGCCCGCAAUCUCUUCAAUGGACUUUCGCUCAGACUAGGACGUAAGGGUCUUAGUGCCGGUAUCAGUUGGUGUAUAUACGAGGAGCUUCUUAAGUUUCUUUAG
This is a messenger RNA of Candidozyma duobushaemuli, 2043 nucleotides long. RefSeq lists its product as uncharacterized. Gene Ontology annotation, cellular component: mitochondrial inner membrane; mitochondrion. Gene Ontology annotation, biological process: glycine import into mitochondrion. The record is from RefSeq and is a predicted model, not a curated record. The coding region runs from base 1 to 2043 and encodes 680 amino acids. Gene Ontology annotation, molecular function: catalytic activity; glycine transmembrane transporter activity. The transcript has 2 exons. Lineage: Eukaryota; Fungi; Ascomycota; Pichiomycetes; Serinales; Metschnikowiaceae.